AUGAAGGACGGGGGGGGGACACAGCGGGGGGUGGAGACAGGGGGGGGGGGGAGAAAGAGGGGCGGGGAGGACCACGGGGGCGGGGGGUGGGGGUGGUGUGCGGAGAGACGUCCCAGGCCCCGUCGGGGCACCCGGUUCGGGAUGGGAAGCCGGGCAGGGGACAAUGACCAGGCCGGGCGGUGGGGUCACAUCACGGGGGAGGUGAGGGGGGGGGAAACGGGGUGGGGGGGGGGGGGGGGGUGGCGGUGGCGCCAUCAGCCACCCAAAAGAAGUUGUGGGGGGGGGGGGGGGGAAUGGGGGGGCGGCGGGGGGGGGGGGGGUGGGACUCAACCCCACCCACCACCAGGGGGACAACCCCAAUGUGGUUCCGGUUUGCGGGCGGGGGGGAGGGGGGGGCGGGGGGGGGAGGGAGGAACAACAUUCAAGCCGACGGCGGGGGGCAAUAAAAGUGGAUGGAUCCAGGGGGGGGGGCGGGGGGAAAAAGGUGCGAGGCACGGGACGGCGGGGGGGGGGGCGCGCGAGCAACCAAACAACAAACCAACCAAAACCACAACGGGGGUCGGGAAGGGGGGUGGGAAAAAGGGGGAGGCCACGAGACUGGGGGGGGACCCACCGAUACGGGGGGGGGGAGGGGUGGGAACCACACCACACGACGGGAGGGCAGGGGGAGGCGGGGGGGCGGUCGGGGGAAAAAACAAAAUAGGGGGGGGGAAAAACCCGGCGACAAACAAUCCCCACCGGGGGGCUGGGGUCGGGGGGGUGCAAACCAGCAGCGAAAUAAGGGGGGCGAAAAGGGGGGGGGGGGACGGGGGGGCGAGGCGGAGGGGGGGAGAGGGGGGGGAGGGGGCGGGGGGAGGGGAGGGAGGGGGGGAUAGAUCAGGGGGGGGCCGCGGGGGGGCGUGGAACGACUACCACGAAGGUGGCGGGUCGGGGGGGGGACACAUCAGAAGGGGGGCGGGAGGGGGGGGGGGGCGGGGGGGGUGCGGUGGGACACACGUUGCGACAGUCGUUUGUGUUGGUGGUUCGCAUUGA
Messenger RNA from Dicrocoelium dendriticum, 1032 nucleotides. The record is from the annotation of a GenBank genome assembly. NCBI's taxonomy places the organism in Eukaryota, Metazoa, Platyhelminthes, Trematoda, Plagiorchiida, Dicrocoeliidae.